This is a messenger RNA of Trichosurus vulpecula (common brushtail), 3386 nucleotides long. RefSeq names its product Rho GTPase activating protein 36 (gene ARHGAP36). The record is from RefSeq and is a predicted model, not a curated record. Gene Ontology annotation, biological process: signal transduction. NCBI's taxonomy places the organism in Eukaryota, Metazoa, Chordata, Mammalia, Diprotodontia, Phalangeridae. The transcript is spliced from 12 exons. The coding region runs from base 1 to 2025 and encodes 674 amino acids.
AUGGCUGGAGAACCGCAGCCGGAACCAGAGAGACCCCGCCCCCCUGCACCUCCCGGAGGGGGGGCGGGCGGGGCUGGGCGGAUCCAGAGGAGCUCUCAGCCAAUCAGUGAGAGCCAUAAGCCCCGCCCACACCGUCUAGAGCCUUGGUUCUCUGGCGCGCAGCUCUCCUGUCUCACUCGAGCUUCGCUCCGGACGACGGUCAAGCCUCUCCUGAGCCAGCCCGAGCCUCUCCAACCCCCGGCGCCCCCCAUCGCCCCCCAGCGCCCUCCGGCGCUCCUUCCCCGCUUCCCUAGCACCCUUUUCGUUCGGUUGUCGGGUCUUUCGCCCGAAGUGACUACUCUCGGUAGCAUCCCUGGAAUCGGAAGAGGCCUAGGGAUGCAGGCUGUAUUCAUUCAGAAUCUCUCGGAGCUGGAACGUACCAGGCUUCGGGAGAUUGCCUUCUUCUGCCUGCAGGAGAAGAAUCCUUCCUGGCCUAUCAAGAUGCCCAAAGAUAAUGCUCAGACCUUUGGGAUACCCCUUUCCCAAGUCAUUGCCAACGACUUGGCCAACAAACGGCAGAGGGAAGCCAUGAAGGUUCCUCGGAGACAAGGCAUUGAUGUGGAGGCUUCCGUGCUUCGCUUCCUCACAGAGAAGCAUCGCCAGUGCAUGCAAGGAGAACACUCCCUGCUGGGAGCCCUGAUGGAGUAUCACAGGGAGCCUCUGACUCCCCUUUUUGCAGAUCAUCCCCCGAAGAUCCAGAGAAGGGUCCCCGUUAUUGUGGACAAGUGCUGUGAGCACAUCGAGGAGUAUGGCCUGAAGACCCUUGGGAUUUUCCGCGUUGGAAGCUCCAAGAAGAGAGUGAAGGAGCUUCGUGAAGAAUUUGACCAAGGCAUGGAGGUCACCCUGGAUGAGACCCAGAGUGUUCAUGAUGUGGCAGCACUGCUUAAGGAGUUUCUGCGGGAUCUGAGUGAGCCCCUGGUGCCCCGGGAGUUCUACCAAGUUUUUCUUCGGGCUGCCAGCCUGCCCACCGGUGAGAGACUGGCCGUCUUGCAGCUGCUGAUCUAUCUGUUGCCCCCAUGCAACUGUGAUACUCUGUACCGCCUCCUGCAGUUUCUGGAUAAAGUGUCCAAGCAUUCCGAGGACAGCAUUGGGCCCCAGGGCCAGAUGAUUUCUGGCAACCGGAUGACCACCGCCAACUUGGCUAUGAUUUUUGGACCCAACAUCCUGCAGAAGGAGAAGAUGCACGAGAGGGACACCAGAGUUCUGGGGAUGGAGGAGAGCACGGCCAUGAUCACCGUGCUCCAGACACUGAUUGAGAAUUUCCAGAUCCUUUACAUGGUGCCCCCUGAUGUGCAGAGCGAGGUGCUCCUCAGCCUGUGGCACACUGACCCUGAUGUCAUUGAAUAUCUUCUGCGUCAAAAAUUCAAGACCCCUAUGCCCUUGGCGGUCCCUGAGACAUCAGCUUCUGAUAGCGAGUCCACUUCUGCUUCUGAGUGUGUCUCUGCUUCUGGAUCGAUCACCUGCUCUGCCCUUGAAUCUGGCACAUGCUCCGUUGCUCACUUGGGUGCGCACAAACUGACUGAUGAGCCUGUGGCAAGCACCAGUGCUGGGGCAGUCCAGAUCCCCACUCUUUUCCCGCCAUUCUCUUUCCUGAGGCUCCCUGGCCGCAUGGAAAAGGAAACUGCCAAGAGCUCCAAAACUAUCUUCUGCCUGCGUCCCUUCCGGUCUGGCCAUGGAGCUCAGACCCCUGAUGAUGCCUCCUCCAGCCAAGGAGUCUGCAUGAGGCUGUUUGCAUCCCAUAGCCAGCGCCAGAUGGCACGUUCUGAGGAUGAUGUUGUCGUUGAAGAGCAGGCCCCCCAGGCUGAGGCCAAAGAGGAAGAGGAUGAGGUUGAAGACAAGGGCAAGGGCAAGGGCAAGGGCAAGGGCAAAGGCAAGGGCAAGGGCAAGGGCAAGGCCCCUGCAAAGUCUGAAAAGCGGGCCAAAUCGCCCCUUUCUGAUGAUACCGAUUCUGAACCACGCCCUGGCUGCAGCUGGUUCCAGUCCUAAACGGACACAUAUCUAUUGCUCCCUCUGCAAUUUCUGCUCCCCCACCCCUUCCCCCUAACUCCCUUACAAUGUGCCGGGCAGGAUCUGACAGGUGCCAACUUCUAAGGUAGAAUGAGAGAUCUCAGUGGGUGAGAAAUUUGAAGGCUCAAACCACAGAGGCUGCCAGUCAUGAUUGACUCAGGCUUCUGUGGGGAGGUAGAGAGGUUCCCAUGAGAUUUCAUACCUGGAGACCCCUCCAGGCCAGUAUUUCCAAAAUAUUUCUGUCCUCACCAGGGGGGAUGGUCCGGGUCUUCAUCUCUUCUGACAAAUCUCACACAAGCCGAUGACCCAGAAACAUUCCCACCUUCUUUGGUGCUGUUCUCUACUUGAGAGCCUCAGGGGAGAGGGACCAAAGUUUGAGGAAACUGUAGGACCAUGGGAUGUGAGGGCAGAAAGGGACUUUGGAGACCACUUAGUUUUCCACCAUAAAGGUGGUUGGCCAAUGAUCUUCGAGGUCUCUUCCAGCCCUCAAUCUUAUGAGCCCAAGUCUCCCGAUUCAAAAUCCAAUAAGUAAGAACCAGGUGUCUCAGACACCUUGCCCCUCCAAUUUCAUUUUAGCAGACCUGUUACCCGUGCACAAUUAUCUCCCUAUUGAUGUAUCUUUUGGUGUAACAACUCCUUUAAGGCAAACUGCCUAACCCCCCGCUGCUUUUCUCUUGUGGAUGCAUGCCACUUACGUAUACUAUACUAUCCCCCAGCUGCUCCCCACAAAGAAGUUAGUAGGGGCCUUCUCAGGCCCCUUGUGAAACUGGAACCUGGAAGAGCUGAAAAACUAGAAGGGAUACACAUAGUAGCUCACAGCCACCUCCGGACUCUGUUCUCUAAUACAGUCAGACCACUAGCCGUGCCAGACGGCCCUUCUUCCAUCAUGGUGCUGUCUGCUCAGGUUUCAUCACCAACAAACCUCAUGUCAGAUUCUCUUUCAUAACCGGUGAAUGGUUAACAACAGGAGAAGGUACUCGAAUACAUUUAGUUGAAGAUACUUUCACGUGUAGAAUGAGUCGUUUGCAGAUAUCCUAGGUAGGUUUACGUAGGUAUAUUUUAUAUGCAAUCCUCACCUCUACCGUUACUGUAUCUUCACUAUGCAAGGUUUCAGCAUUUGUAAGGCUACGAGCCGGCAUGUAGGAUUGAGCAUUUCAUCCGACAGUUAACACUAUAGCUGGCUAUGAGCUAUUAUGAUCUAUCAUGGGAGUAGUAUUGUACAUUGAUCGAAAGUACUUGAAAAUGCAUGAUACUGAUGGAUAGAGGCUGCUGGGGGAAUAAAACUUUAGAUGUAUACUUUUUCUGUGGUGUGUUGUAAUAAAUAUUGUGAUUUCAGCAUC